AAUUAUUACAUCAAAUAUCUAAAUGUAUAUAGUAUAGAUAAAGGUAGAUAAUGUUAAUACUUAAAAGCUUUAUAAAUUAUUAAUGUAUUAAUUAUUAUAGUAAUAUAAUUAUUAAAUCGGAAUUAGCUUAUCAAUCACUUUAGAACAAAAGUGAAAUGUAAUAAACUGAGAUUUUCAAAUUUUGUAUUUAAGUCAAAUAAUAAAGUAUUUGUUAUAUUCUGAAGUAAACUAACGAUUAUGAAUGUCAAAUUUGCUCGUGUUAGGUUCAAUGAUGAACUAACAAAAUACUAUAUUAAACCUAUAACAUGCAUAAAAGACAAUGAGGAUGAUGAUGACAAGAAUCAUAUAACGCCAUCAGAUGCAAAUGAUUUUAAUGCAAAAAAAACUUAUUAUUGCAAAUAUGUUCUAUGUGAAAAAUCCUGUAUUGCUAAGCAUAAACAUUAUGAAUAUCAUCCCUGCAGAAUGCUUAUUAGGAGAAUCAAUAGAAGUAAUACAAAACAAAGUCAAAGAGAAACGUUGCGCAGUUCCUAAAGUGAUUAAUGACUUAGGUGCAUUAAAAUCCAGUAGCAAAGAUAAUAUUUCAGAUCCUAAGAAGAUGAAAAAAGUGACUAAAGAAUCAAAGAAAAAGCAGUCAGACGCAAAGAACAAGAGAAAUAAGCAGUUUUUCGAGAUUCUUAAAAAUACAUUUACUGAUACUGAUGAUUCAUAUAGUGAAUCCAAUAAGUCAUCACAGUCUGUUACAACAAAUGCAAGUCUACUCAAUGUUUCAGUUCGUUUAGAAAAGUUAAAUGAUUUACAUGCAUCGCAACCGCCAAACUUGACACUCCAGAAAAAUGUACAUUCUCAAAACUCACAACGCGUAAAUGAACUUGACAAUUUAUCAGAUUUGUUACCAUCUGAUACAGAGUCACAUCAAUCUGCAGCAUCCUCUGUGCAAGACACAGCAGCAUCGUCUCCUCCUAAGAAUAAAUUCAAAAAUCGGUUUCAGCACAAAUCUUUAAGUUAACAACAUAAAAAUCAAUCACAAGGUAAAGAAACAACUGUCAGUGCUAAUGUAAAUAGUGAGAAUGCUGGUGAAAGUGCUGUUGGCAUAGAUGAUAACGAUACAGAUGAUGAAUUAGGGGGAUUAAAUCUUAGCAAUUUAAAUAAUCUUGCUGCAAAUAACGCUGAUAUAGAUGACAUUGCUGCUGCAGCCGUUGAUGCAAGAGAUGAUGGUGCCAAUGAAUUAGGAGGAUUCAAUCUAAGCAAUGCUCGUGCAAAUAACGUUGCACAAAAUCUUGCUGCAAAUAACGCUGAUAUAAAUGACAUUGCUGCUAAAGAUGUUGACGCUAGAAAUGAUGGCGCUGAUGGACCAGACAAUAUUGUUAAUGGAGAAAAUGACGAUGUUAUUCAAGAAGAGAUUGAUGACGAAGAACAGUUAGAGAAUAAUAUAGAAAAUGAAGCAGAUAAUAACCAGAAUUGUAGUAAUG
Messenger RNA from Nasonia vitripennis (jewel wasp), 1469 nucleotides. RefSeq lists its product as uncharacterized. Lineage: Eukaryota; Metazoa; Arthropoda; Insecta; Hymenoptera; Pteromalidae. The coding region runs from base 359 to 1006 and encodes 215 amino acids. The record is from RefSeq and is a predicted model, not a curated record. The transcript is spliced from 3 exons.